AUGAAUGCAGAAGAUCAAUUAAUGACUAAAACUUCAUCAUAUUCAAAUCAUCUAAUAUCAAAUUCAAUAAAAAAUCAAAUAUAUCUCUUUUCUAAACUACAGAAUAAUGAUUCUCUUGUACCUUUCUCAUCAUCAUCAUCAUCAUCAUCAUCUAUCGAUUUAAAUUAUUCUCCAACGAAAAAACUCAAAUUAAUGAAUAAAGAAAUGUUAAUCGAAAAACUUUCUACACCACAUUAUCAAUCAAAUGAAAAAUCAAUAUUAAUUGACAAUAAAUCAAUAAAAUCUAAAUAUGAACAUGAUCUAUCAUGUCAAAUAACAAUUAAUCAAUUAAUUAAAGAUAUUAAUACAAAUAUUGAAACAAGUAUUAAUGCAACACCUCGAUCAAUAAUAAAAUCGAAAACAAAUCCUAAAUCUCAUUCAAUUCCAUUACAUACUAAAACUCAUUUAAAAUAUUCUUCAAUUCCAACUGUACCAAAAUGUUUUAAUGACUAUUUUCAAAUAAAUUUUAAUUCAUUAUUAAAUAAAAACCUAUCGAAAACGUCUAAUAAAUAUUUUCAACUAAAUAUAUUUGAUUCAAAUUUAUUUCAAUGGCAAAUAUUUCAUUCAAAUCAAUGUGAAAAUUAUUUUUGUCGAAAAAAUUCUUUAUUAUUAUUAAAUAAUAAUAAAUCUUCUUUACAAACAUUUAUAAAUUAUAUUCAAUCUCAACGUCAAUAUGUACCAACAGAAUAUUUAUCAUGGAGUAUUAUCUUUCCUAAUUAUCAUCCAUUGAAAUUUUCAUUAAAAAAUUCGAAUUCAUCAAAUAAAAAUUUUAAUAUUGAAAAAAAUCCUUAUGGACGUACAGGUUUAAUUGGUCAAAGUUUAUUAGAUAACUAUGGUUCUAAUCGUUAUAUAAUAUCAUUAAUAAUAAAAGAAGAAAAUAAUAAAAAAUAUAUUUUAUUAAGAAAAAAUCAAUAUGAAAAAUGGGAAUUACCAAAAACUAAGAAUCUUAACAAUAUUCUUCAUUAUCAUACACUUGAUAUAGUUUAUUUAGAUCAUCCAUUAAAUACAGAUGAUGCAUGGAUUGAAGUUCAAAUAGUUCUUAUUAAAAAUUCUUAUAAAUAUUUUCAUAAAAAAACUUGGUUUUUAAUUCAAUAUUUACAUAAAUUAAAUAAUAUUGAACAUUUCGAUUUUAAUUUAAUUCAAUUUUAUAUAUAG
Messenger RNA from Rotaria sp. Silwood1, 1194 nucleotides. The record is from the annotation of a GenBank genome assembly. NCBI's taxonomy places the organism in Eukaryota, Metazoa, Rotifera, Eurotatoria, Philodinida, Philodinidae.